AUGGAUUGUCUUCUGACAUCGGAGACGUCUCUGCUGCGACUCUCAUGCUUUCACAGCUAUCAGCAUUUUCGUUCAUCAGUUGCUGCCAUGCUGAUUCAUGAUUCUGCAAUGUCGGUUCUUGAUGUGGUAAACUUGGAUCCAACUUCACUGCCUCGGAAGUCUCAUCUGCGAUAUGGAUUAGCGCUGACGCUCGCUCUCGAUUCACAACAGAUUUUUUGGCGAUGGCAACAACAUCGUUGGCAUCGGUGUUGCCGUUUCAAUAUCCCAUGGAGACAACCCCAACGGCGACAACAACGUCGGAAUGCCCGACCAAAACUUGGCAUGAGUGAUCAUCGUUGCAAGGACUUUCUAUUUAGCGCCAACGUUGGGCCGUACGGAGAUAUAGCAAGAUUUCGAUCUGCAGUGUUUCCGGCUGCGUGCGAGCUGUGGCGUUUCGUAGCUGCAUCGACGCUUAAUGCCAUCUGGGUCGAGCGGCUACGUCGCAUGGAGGACUCAACACUCCCGAACGAAGCACACUCUAGCCAAGCACAGUCUUAUCAUUGA
Molecule: messenger RNA, 543 nt
Organism: Peronospora belbahrii
Lineage: Eukaryota; Oomycota; Peronosporomycetes; Peronosporales; Peronosporaceae
Source: the annotation of a GenBank genome assembly